Messenger RNA from Saprolegnia parasitica CBS 223.65, 649 nucleotides. RefSeq lists its product as hypothetical. The transcript has 3 exons. Gene Ontology annotation, molecular function: diacylglycerol O-acyltransferase activity. Gene Ontology annotation, cellular component: endoplasmic reticulum membrane. The coding region runs from base 38 to 649 and encodes 203 amino acids. The record is from RefSeq and is a predicted model, not a curated record. Gene Ontology annotation, biological process: triglyceride biosynthetic process. Lineage: Eukaryota; Oomycota; Saprolegniomycetes; Saprolegniales; Saprolegniaceae.
CCUCCGCUUCGGCCAUUGCAUUCUCCAGUGCUUCGCGAUGCUGCAGUACUUGAUGUACGCCGUGUUCUACUCGGUCUGGGUUGCAUCGCUACUCUGCUUUUACCUCGCGCUCGGCGCCAUCGUCGUCACGGACCUCCGCUUCUACCUCAUCCCGUUCUUCGCGAUCUACUACAGCUACCGCUACUUCAUCUCGCCGCUUGCGCCGUGGCCGGCUGCCCAAGCCUUUGCGUACAAGAUGUUCAAGAAGCACCAGUAUUUUAGCGAGCAAAAGGUCGUGUUCGAAGACAACAUGGGUGCACCGGCCGCCGACUCGAAGGCGCUCCUCGCCUACCACCCCCACGGCGUUCUUAGCUGCGGCUGGACGACCAACGGCAUUGGCUGCGAGACGUUCGCGCCGUCCAAGAUUCAAUGGCUUGUGUCGGACGUGCUCUUUAACCUCCCGGUGAUGGGCGACAUGAUCUCGUGGGCGGGCUGCGGCCCCGCUGGCAAGGAAAACUUUUCCAAGCUUUGCGGCCAAGGUAGCAACAUCGCGCUCAUUCCUGGUGGCUACGAAGAGGCGACGACCUACAACUACGGCAAGCACCAAGUCUACUUGAAGAACCGCAAGGGCUUUAUCAAGCUCGCACUCAAGCACGGCUACAAGAGCUAA